UAACUUUAAAAUAUUUGCCCACAACUGCUAUGCCUGCUGAUGUUAUGACUAAAUCUCUAAGUCCUAUAAAGCAUUAUAAAUGUAUAGAAGGAUUGGGUCUUGGAAAAAUUUAAGGUUAAAAAUUAAAACAAGUUUGUAAAGUUAUUAGUUUAUUUGCUGUAGUGGGGGUGUUAAAUUAUGGCAACCCAGUAACAUCAAAUAAACUAUAUAAUGUUGGUACUUCUGCUAAUCCGCUAAUGUUGGCUCUAUGUGUUUUUCAUAAGUAAUAAAUCUCUUGCUCGUUGUCUGUUCAACCGAACGCUGUGUUUUAUUAAAACUUCAUUUUUUCAAAACCCCUUAAGUAUAAACAACUAACCGAUAAUAUAAAUUUAACAUGAAUUAAUGUAAUAAUUUAUCACCGUCAUUAUAACAGCCCACCUCAACGGUAGUACUUACUUUUCAAUAAAGAUAAUUUAUAAUUGAUUUGAUAUUAAACAGCCUACUUUCCAUGAUAAUGGUAAAUGGCCUACUGAACCAAUUCAUCAUUUAUUAGUCAACACUUCAUUCCAGCUCGCAUGUCAACAUAAAAUAAUCAUCGGUGUUUAACUACCCACGGCUAAUAAUUGCUUCAAAUUAAUUACACUGGGCUUUGCGUGACAUUGUCCACUGAAAUUAGUUUUGAACUGGUCCUGGGUCAGUUCUAGUGUUUGUUUUAUCUUGGUAUUUUAAAGCUUGGCUUCUCAAAUGGAUAGCAAUUCUGAAAUCUUUUAUAGGAUGCAUGCAGUAAGAGAAGUAUGGUGGCAAAAGUACAGAAGACAGCAGUACAAACGCAAGAGGCUUAGCCUCGAGAUGAUUGUGCGCAAGAGUGCGAGGGAGGCAGGCAGAGAGUACAUUAGCCACUGCUCUGUGGCCGGGGUGAAGCAGAUCAGAGACCCUGAUAUUGGUAUCAUUGAAAGAUUGAUAUGGAUAGCACUCUUCGUAGUAAUGGUCGCGUCCCUAAUCAAGACUCUUAUGGACACUAAGCAGCAGACCAUUCUCAACCCGCUGAUAGUGACUAUGGAGUCGUCCACCCAUCCCAUAUCUGACAUUGACUUCCCGGCCAUCGCCCUGUGUAAUGUCAACAGGAUUAGCAAGAAGAGUCUAGAGGCACUUGCUACAAACAUAUUCACGCAGUUGCUUGAGUCAGAGAAACAACCUCCUAACGAACACUUUCCUCUUCCUCCCCCUCCUUGGAUUAGAGAAAAAGGGAACGUGACAACCCUCAGAUAUGUCCACAACUACGUGUACCAAUUGGGCUACCUCCUCGACUACUGGUGGGACGAGAACACGAAGAUAGACCCUCAUAUCGACGAGCUGCUGAGUCCGGAAAACAACACGAGGAUGCUUAUUGAUAUUAUGAAAGAGUUGGCUCCAAGUUGCGAAGACAUGUUGGUGACAUGCAUAUGGGCCGCCAGAAGGAUCAACUGCAGCGACAUCUUCCAAGUGCGACGUACCAGCAGGGGCCACUGCUGUGCCUUCAAUUAUGUUUUGGACUAUGAUUCUGCUAAAAGACCUAGUGGUACCAUAGCGGAGGUGAAAAGACAAAACGUGCCAGGAUAUUUGCAAGGUUUAAAUAUUUUACUAGACCCAAAAAUUGAAGACUAUGCUUAUACAGUCAGCCCUAGUUUAGGGUUCAAAAUAUUCCUGUUCGAUCCAACUCACUUCGCCGACCCAAACGCCGGAGGUCGUGUAACCCGACGCAUCAUAGAACCGGGUCAGUGGACAUACCUCCAGCUGCAGUCUGUCAAACAGUUCACUACCAGGGAAGUCAAGAAAUAUCCAGUAAAAACGAGAAAAUGCCUAUAUCACGACGAGGAUACCGAGACAUUUGGCUCUCUGUAUUCUUACAGCGCAUGCAUAGUGAGCUGUAAAAUCAAAACUAUUAACACUCUAUGCAAAUGCACCCCUUUUUUCUUGCCGACGAACAGAGAUGACUCCGUUUGUACACUAAAUGAACUACGAUGUCUCAAUAAAUACAAAGAGAAGCUCCUGUAUUUGUACCCAACGGACGCUCUAAUAACUGAUGGUUUGGAAACUGAACUGGAGGACUCAUUGUGGUGUCCUCAGUGUCAACCUGACUGUGAAUUCACCCAGCACUUUUCAAAGGCCUUUAAUAGGCCUCUAACGCUGGCUUUUUCUGAAUUUGAAGAUUUUAAAGAAAAAGAACACUUGUUUGAAUUACUGUAAGUCCUACCACAGAAUACA
This is a messenger RNA of Ostrinia furnacalis (Asian corn borer), 2223 nucleotides long. RefSeq names its product sodium channel protein Nach-like. The coding region runs from base 724 to 2205 and encodes 493 amino acids. Gene Ontology annotation, biological process: sodium ion transmembrane transport. Gene Ontology annotation, cellular component: plasma membrane. The record is from RefSeq and is a predicted model, not a curated record. The transcript has 9 exons. NCBI's taxonomy places the organism in Eukaryota, Metazoa, Arthropoda, Insecta, Lepidoptera, Crambidae. Gene Ontology annotation, molecular function: ligand-gated sodium channel activity.